Rosa rugosa (rugosa rose) is the source of this 2282-nucleotide messenger RNA. RefSeq names its product aspartic proteinase 36-like. The record is from RefSeq and is a predicted model, not a curated record. Gene Ontology annotation, biological process: proteolysis. The transcript is spliced from 10 exons. Gene Ontology annotation, molecular function: aspartic-type endopeptidase activity. Lineage: Eukaryota; Viridiplantae; Streptophyta; Magnoliopsida; Rosales; Rosaceae. The coding region runs from base 202 to 1707 and encodes 501 amino acids.
GCUUAAUCUAAUCCAAAAAUGUUAGGCAGCGUCAGCAGCAGCAGCAGCAGCAAACCUCCUCUGUCUCUGUUCUCUCUCUGACACUCCCUCCCCUUCUCUCUCUCUUCUCACUUCACCAAUGCAUAAAACCGAGCACCACCUCAACCUUUCCCACUAAAACUCCCCAACUCAAACAAACCAGCUCGACCCGACCCACCAAAAAUGCGGGCCUCUCUUGCCCCGAUCUUGGCCCUCCUCGCCCUCCUAACCUCCCCCUCUCUCCUCCCUUCCGCCGCCGCCGCCACCACCGCCGCCACUUUUCUGGCUCUCCACAGAGCCUUCCCGCUGACCCACCACCGCGUCCAACUCGACCGCCUCCGCGCGCGUGACCGAGCCCGCCACGGCCGCCUCCUCCAAAACGUCGUCGUCGGCGGCGUCGUCGACUUCUCAGUCGCCGGCUCCUCCGAUCCCUACCUCGUCGGGCUUUAUUUUACAAAAGUAAAAUUGGGCUCUCCACCAAAAGAGUACAAUGUGCAGAUCGAUACCGGAAGCGACAUCUUGUGGAUUACCUGCAAUUCCUGCAGUAAUUGCCCCCAGACUAGUGGACUUGGGAUUCAGCUCAAUUUAUAUGAUUCUGUCAGCUCCUCAACUGCGGGGCAGAUCUCCUGUUCAGAUCCAAUAUGCAGUUCUGCGGUUCAAACUUCAGCAACAGAGUGCUCUGAGAGUAACCAGUGCAGUUACACUUUCCAAUAUGGCGAUGGAAGUGGGACGUCUGGUGUCUAUGUAUCGGAUGCACUAUAUUUCGACAUGAUUCUGGGGCAGUCUUUUAUGGCCAACUCUUCAGCUGCCAUCGUUUUCGGGUGCAGUACCUAUCAGUCUGGGGAUUUGACCAAGACAGAUAAAGCGGUGGAUGGGAUAUUUGGGUUCGGCCAAGGGGCAUUGUCUGUUAUAUCCCAGUUGUCAUAUCGAGGGAUAACUCCCAAAGUAUUUUCCCAUUGUUUGAAGGGAGAUGGCAAUGGUGGGGGUAUACUUGUUCUUGGUGAGAUUUUGGAGCCAAGUAUUGUUUAUAGUCCCCUCGUUCCAUCACAGCCUCAUUAUAAUUUAAAUCUUCAGAGCAUUGCUGUCAAUGGGCAACUCUUACCAAUUGAUCCAAUAGCCUUCACCACAUCAAACAGCCGGGGAACUAUUGUUGACUCAGGCACAACUUUGACAUACCUUGUGGAGGAAGCUUAUGAUCCUUUUGUCAGUGCUAUAACAUCGGCUGUUUCACAAUCUGCAACUCCCCUCAUUUCAAAAGGAAACCAGUGUUAUCUAGUCUCCAACAGUUUGGCUGAGGUGUUUCCACCCGUUAGUCUAAACUUCGCAGCUGGUGCAUCGAUGGUGUUGAAACCAGAAGAGUACCUUGUACAUACGGGUUUCGUUGAAGGUGCUGCUAUGUGGUGCAUUGGCUUUCAGAAGGUUCAGGGAGGGGUGACAAUUUUAGGAGAUCUUGUUCUAAAAGAUAAGAUAUUUGUGUAUGAUUUGGCUCGCCAACGCGUUGGAUGGGCCAACUACGAUUGCUCAUUAUCCGUAAAUGUUUCAGUAACUACUAGCAAAGACGAAUUUAUCAAUGCAGGACAGCUGAGUAAGAGCAACUCAUCAAGAGACACGCUUUUCAAGCUGCUGACAACAGGGAUUAUGGUUGUCUUACUGCACGUAUUGGUGUUAGUGGACUUCCAUCUUCUGUAGUUUUAAACCUCAGAUUCUAAAUUGGAUUUUCUUUACAAUGCGCAUCAGCUUGGCUGAUCUUCAUUUAUAGUGGUCAGUGCCAGGGUCAAGGUGUAUAUCAUUCUGAUGUGCUUCUGAUUUGUGUGAAUGGGUGGGCAUCAUCUUUUCUUCUGACUUGAAGUUUUGCUUUGUUGCCAUUAUGCCAUAUGUGGUUCUCCAUCUUCAUCAAAUUGUGGCCAGUAGAAGCAGAGCAAGUCAAUUGUAGCUAUUGCAGGAUUUAGGUAGGGAUAUAGAAUUUCUGUUAGGGAAUCGAUAUCAGUUUUGUCUACUAGUUUACUUCAGGAUUCCAAAGUUCACUUUGUAAGGGAAUGUCAGAAUGUAUAGAGCUGAAAUGAACAGAUUGUUUGUAAUCAUACAAAUUAAGAUCAUAGCUGGCUGUCUCUGUGUCUUGAUAAUUUCUCGAGUAUUAUGAAGGAAAACUUGUUAUUUUUGGACCCCAGACUAACUUUUUUUGACCAAACUAGAAGCUUUCUCUAAUGAGAGAUAUGCAGUUCAAUGAGAAACACAGAAAGCUGAUCAGUGUUUGAAUGUCUAAA